AUGGGGUCCAUAGACAUUUGUGAGCCGCAAUACUCGGCCUACGAUCACCCUCUACCAACCAAAGCCACAAGCCUUGCAACAGCAACAUCAACUAUGGAACCUCCCAGAGCUGGGAAGCCUCGCACCGUCACAGAGCUCAUAUCUAUGCGAGCUCAAAGUCAUCCAAACGAGCCCAUCUUCGGCUAUCCUUCACAGGAGCUCGAAUACACCGAAUAUACUCUCACCGAUCUGGAGGCACUUGCGGCUCGGGCAGCGCAGAGAUAUGCGGAAGUCCUUCCCGUCCGGGCGAAUUCGAGUCAAGAUGCUCGUGUGGUGGCAUUACUUGGUCCCUCAACCAUGGACUAUUUCAUUGCGUUACUGGCCCUCUCGCGACUUGGGUUUACGGUGCUGUUCCUCUCGACGAGGAUAUCGGAGGCCGCGUACCUGUCUCUACUCGAGGCAACCGACUGUCGUCAUAUGGUUGUGCAUCCAUCAUUUGACAGGACGAUAGCUGGUGUGAAAGCGACACUUCCCGACUUGCAAACCACUCGUUUCCUUCCUCAGAGUGAAUACGACCCACUCCAGGGGAAUCACAUUUUACCACAGACGACCGAGCAGACUCUUGAUCUUGACCAGGAAACCAGCAAGGUGGCAUGGAUCAUUCAUUCAUCGGGAUCAACUGGUCUGCCCAAACCCAUCUAUCAGACCCAUCAGGCCGCACUACGCAAUUAUGAAAACAACAUGAACCUGAAAGGAUUCGUGAUCCUUCCACUUUUCCACGCCUUUGGGAUAUCCAACGUCCUCCGAGGCUUCACAGCUAUCAAGAAGAUAUAUAUCUACAGCGCCAGCCUUCCGCUGACGAGCCAGAACCUGCUGCAGGUUAUGCGACGGCACAAAUUUGAGAUCUUCAUUACGGUGCCAUACGCGCUGAAGCUUCUCAGCGAGACUCAAGAAGGGAUUGACGCCCUUGCGGCCAUGAAGAUGGUGCAAUUCGGUGGUUCGGCUUGCCCAGAUGUACUUGGCAAUAGGCUUACCGAGGGCGGUGUGAAAUUGAUCAGUCACUAUGGAUCGACCGAGACAGGACAGCUGAUGACUUCGGAGAGACCUGAAGGGGAUAACGCGUGGAAUUAUGUUCGGGUGCAUGAGAAAUUGGCAGCGUUCAUCAGGUGGGAGGAGAGAGGUGGAAACCUGCACGAGCUGGUGGUGCUCAAGGGUUGGCCUUCAAAGGUCGCAACGAAUCGUCCAGAUGGCUCUUACGCGCUGAAGGAUCUCUUCGAGCCACAUCCAACGAUAUCAGGGGCUUGGAAAUACUGCGGCAGAUUAGACGACACGAUCGUGCUGAUGAAUGGCGAGAAGGCUAUACCCAUUGCCAUGGAGCAGCUGGUGCGACAACAUGAGCUGGUGAAAGACAACGUCAUGUUUGGGGCCGGCAAGAGCCAGCUCGGUAUGAUUGUGGUUGCGUCCGAGCUUGGAGGGUCGAAAACCUCGGACGAAGUCAUCGAUGCGAUUUCCCCCCUGAUCGCGGCGGAGAACAAGAUAUUGCCAGCUUAUGCCCAGUUGUCCAGGGACAUGAUAAGAGUGCUGCCCAGUGGAACUGAGUAUCCGCAGACAGAUAAAGGUACACUUGUUCGACAGGCAUUCUAUAGAAUGUUCCACAACGAAAUUGAAGGAGUGUAUCUAGAGGCCGAGUCCAAGUCGAAUGGAACACGAGUGCUUGAAGGAUCCGAACUCCGGGAUUUUCUCCGUGAGCAAAUCUUAGAACUCUCCUCCAAUUCAGGCGAGACUCAAUCGAUAUCCGAUGGCACGGAUUUGUUCUCGCUUGGGAUCGACUCGUUACAAUCCACGAGGCUGCGAGCCAAGAUCCUCAAGGAGAUCCAACUGAAUGGCAACACUCUGCCACAGAAUGUGGUUUUUGAGUAUCCCACAAUUGCCAAGCUCGCGGAUGCGAUUGUGAGUAUCCGGGAUAGCAAGGAGAUCGAUACACUAGACAUCACAAAAGAGAUGGAGAGGCUGGUGUCAAAGUAUAGUACUUUUCCUCAACAUGUUCCCAUCACAACGAAGUCGGACAAGAAUUGCGUUGUGGUCACUGGGGUCACAGGCUCACUAGGCGCACAUAUUGUGGCUCAAUUGGUCCGUCGCUCAGAUAUAACAGAGGUCUGCUGUCUUGUGCGCGCGGACUCGGACGAUACCGCUUCAAAACGUGUCAUCGAAUCUAUGCAAGCAAGAGAAGUCUACGAUGAGCUUCUCCCUGAGCAUCACAGGAAGAUCUCCUGUUAUCGCUCCGAUUUCUCGAAGCCGAAACUCGGAUUGAAUGAUGCCGUGUACCACGAUAUUUCUGCGAAAAUCAGCAGCCUAAUCCAUUCGGCCUGGUCAGUGAACUUCAACAAGAAUCUCAGCAGCUUCGAAGCAGAUUGCAUUGCUGGAGCGAAGAAUUUGAUGUUACUGUGCCUCUCUGCGCAACAGCAUCAACCGGCUUCAUUCAAUUUCUGCUCUUCCGUCAGCACAGUCGUGAAUACUCCUGGGGACACAGUGCCCGAAGCAUUGCCAGAGAGUUUCAGCUGUGCACAAGGCAUGGGCUAUGCACAGUCAAAGCUCGUGACUGAAAACUUGGUAGCCCAAGCCGCAAAGCAAACAGGCAUGCCGGCACGGGUGUUGCGCAUAGGACAGAUCGUCGCGGACACGAAGCAUGGGAUCUGGAAUGCCACCGAAGCAAUCCCACUGAUGCUUCAAGCAGCGACGACGAUCGGCGCGCUACCAGCGCUCGAUGAAUCGCCACGCUGGCUCCCAGUCGAUACAGUCGCAGAGUCAGUCAUUGCGAUCUCCCUGCCAGAACUCCAAGCCGAGACUCAAGAUUCUUUUUUCAACAUCGUCAAUCCCCGCUCAUUCCACUGGACAGGUGACCUUCUGCCCGCGUUACGCGCAACGGGCCUCCAAUUCGAAGAAGUCGGCCAGAGAGAGUGGGUCGCUCGAUUGAGGAAGUCAAACCCAGACCCAGAGGUCAAUCCGACGAUCAAAUUGGUGGAGUUCUUCGCCGGGAAGUACGAUAAUGACGUGACGAAGAGGAGGAACCUGGGCUAUGAGACGCGUGUCACUGAAAAAGCUGCGCCGGUUCUCAGUAGUGUACCAGCAUUGCAGUCCGAGCUGGUCCAGAAAUUCGUGAAGCGGUUUUUGAGGACCAGCUGGGCGCCAAGGUCGUAG
Messenger RNA from Exophiala bonariae, 3177 nucleotides. RefSeq lists its product as uncharacterized. The coding region runs from base 1 to 3177 and encodes 1058 amino acids. Gene Ontology annotation, molecular function: phosphopantetheine binding. NCBI's taxonomy places the organism in Eukaryota, Fungi, Ascomycota, Eurotiomycetes, Chaetothyriales, Herpotrichiellaceae. The transcript has a single exon. The record is from RefSeq and is a predicted model, not a curated record.